UGGAACUGUGACAGUACAAAAGACAUCCAAUAACAAGCCAAGAGCACAAGAGAGAGUGAGAGACGAAGAGAAAGAGAGAAAAAGGGAAGCCCAAACCUCCUGUUGCAGUUUGCCAUCUGAAGAAGAACUGCUGUACUGUUUUUAUUAGUAGGGUCAUGUUGCCACAGGGUGAGAGAGCUUGGAGUAUAAGUGGGCUUCCAGAGGGUCCAUAUCGAGCCGUAGAAAGUGUGGAUGCUCUCGCCCAACAGGCCUUUGAAGAUGUGGACACGCUGGACAAACUUUUUUUGCAUGCUGUGAAGAGAUUCGGUCAGGCACCAUGUCUUGGCACCAGAGAGGUCCUUUGUGAAGAAGAAGAAAUGCAGCCUAAUGGGAAGAUCUUCAAGAAGUUGGUCCUGGGGGACUACAGCUGGAAGAGCUAUGAAGAGGUCAGCCAAACAGUGGAAUUAUUUGGCAGUGGUCUGGCAGCUUUGGGUCAACGGCCAUGUAAUACCAUCGCUAUAUUCUGUGAGACACGGGAAGAAUGGAUGAUCACUGCACAGGCCUGCUUCAGACGCAACUACCCAUUGGUAACGCUGUAUGCUACUCUGGGAGAGGAUGCUGUAGCUUAUGGACUUAAUCAGUGUGGAGCCAGUCAUCUGAUCACCAGCACAGAACUACUGCAGACCAAACUGAAGGGUGUUUUGAGUGCAGUGUCUGGGUUGCAGCAUGUUAUCUAUGCAGGCUGUGGAAGUGUAUGUCGGGCUGAUUACCCACAAUCUCUCACCAUCCACAGUGUGCAGGAAGUAAUGGAGCUGGGGGCAAAGCCAGAGAACUUAAAUGUAGAAUAUAAGAGGCCAGUUGCAUCUGAUCUUGCAGUGGUGAUGUACACCAGUGGAUCUACGGGGCGGCCCAAAGGAGUGAAGAUGCAACACAGUAAUCUGAUUGCAGGAAUGGCGGGUCAGUGCCAGAGGAUCCCAGGCCUUGGUUCACAGGACACAUUUAUAGCUUAUCUCCCAUUGGCUCAUGUGCUGGAACUGACUGCAGAAAUAUCCUGUGUGUCAUAUGGCUGCAGGGUUGGAUACUCCUCCCCACUCACACUCACGGACCAGUCCAAUAAAAUAAAGAGUGGUGGUAAGGGAGAUUGCUCUGUGCUUAAACCCACCCUCAUUGCUGCAGUCCCGGAGAUCAUGGACCGUAUCUGUAAGGAUGUUCAUGGGAAGUUAAGAGAGAUGUCAGUGGUGCAGAGGACUCUAUUUAAAAUGGGAUACAAUUAUAAACUGCAGCAGGUGUUACGAGGAGCUGAUUCUCCAGUGUGUAACAUGUUGUUGUUUAAGCAUGUGAGUGCGUUGCUGGGAGGGUGUGUGCGUCGGAUGUUAUGCGGAGGGGCUCCACUGUCCGCUUCCACACAGAGAUUUAUAAAUGUGUGUUUCUGCCCCGUGACCGUGGGAUAUGGCCUCACAGAAACAUGUGGAGCAGGAACUAUCUCAGACUCUUCAGACUACAGUACAGGACGAGUUGGAGCUCCUCUCAUUUGCUCCGAGAUAAAACUGCGAGACUGGCCUGAGGGUGGAUACACUAGUCAGGACAAGCCGCAUCCACGAGGGGAGAUUUUGAUUGGUGGGCCAAAUGUUGCAAUGGGAUACUACGGGAGUGAGGAGAAGGGAGAGAAUGAAAACUUCUGGGUGGACGAGGCUGGACAGCACUGGUUUUGUACUGGAGACGUUGGGGAAGUUCAUCCAGACGGUUGUCUGCAGAUUGUUGAUCGUAAGAAGGACCUAGUGAAGCUUCAGGCAGGUGAAUACGUAUCUCUGGGGAAGGUAGAAGCUGCCAUGAAAAACAGCCCCCUUAUUGAUAACAUCUGUGUCUAUGCCAGCAGAAGUCAAUUACACACAGAGUUACACAAGGCCGAACGUUUGAAAAACGGUAUGAAGUCUGAUCCACUUUGCAGCUUAUUCUUGCCAAGAACCACCCAUUUAAACAACAAGAGGUGACUGACCAACAUGCAGAAAAUCACUUUUAGGUAAUGUGACAUUUAGGGGCAGAUAAAUACCUGAAAUCAGAACUACACUCACGGAGCACUUUAUUAGGAACACUGAUAAUGUUUUUUUAAUCCCCUUUUUCCCCCCAAUUUGUGGUGGCACAGUUGCUCACCUCAAUCUGGGUGGUGGAGGACAAAUCUCAGUUGCUUCCACUUCUUAGACAAUCAGCCCUUUCAUCUUAGUACGUGGCAUGUUGGACGUGGCACCACGGAGACUCAGCAUGUGUGGAGGCUUACGCUAUUCCCCGCGAUCUCCGCUUACAACUUACCACACGCCCCAUCAAGAGUGAGAACCACUAUAUCACGACCACGAGGAAGGUAAUCCAUGUGACUACCCUCUAUAGCAACCGAGCCAGUUUGGUUGCUUAGGAGGCCUGACUGGAGUCACUCAGCACACCCUAGAUUCGAACUUGCAACUCCAGGGUUGGCAAUCAGCGUCAUUGCUCGUUGAGCUACCCAGGCCACUGGGUUCUAAUAAAGUUCCCGAUGUGGUCUUCUGCUGUUGUAGCCCAUCCGCCUCAUGGUUCGAUGUGUUGUGCAUUCUGACAUGCUAUUCUGCUCACUACAAAUGUACAGAGUGGUUAUCUGAGUUACCAUAGCCUUUAUGUCAGCUCGAACCAGUCUGGCCAUUCUCCGUUGACCUCUCUCAUCAACAAGGAGUUUCCGUCCGCAGAACUGUCACUCACUGGAUGUUUUUUGUUUUUGGCACCAUUCUGAGUAAACUUUAGAGACUGUUGUGCGUGAAAAUACCAGGAGAUCAACAGUUACAGAAAUAUUAUGUAAAAAAGUAAACAUUUGUGAAUAUGACAUUAUUACCGUUUCAUUUUACUUUCUAAAGACUACAAAUAAACUUCAAUUUAAUUAUUAUUUUUAUUUUUUUAUAUUUAAAUGUAACAUUGCUCUAAUAAAGUAAUGGCAGUUAAUAAAAAAGAAAAUAUUUUCCAGAAAAUAAUUGAAUAUCAAAAUAAGGGGGAAAAAUGUAUUUAAAAUUUUAUAAUAUUUGUUUUUUGCUGCUUUAGUGCAGACAAUAUAAAAAAAUUAUUAAAUAUUGCAAACAAAAUGUUGUCUUUAUCAAAUUGGUAACACUUUACAAUAAGGUUCCAUUUGUUAAAAAAGUUAAUGCAUUAAGUAUCAUGAACAAACAAUUAGCAAUAUAUUGUUUACAGCAUUUAUUAAUCUUUGUUAAUAAAAAUACAAUUGUUCAUUUUAGUUCAAAGUGUAUUAACUCAUGUUAACAAACAUACAUUUUCAACAUUUUAAAAAUGUAUACAUGUUGAAACUGACAUUAACUAAGAUUAAUAAAUGCUGUAAAAGUAUUUGUUCAUUGUUGGUUUAUGUUAACUAAUGUUGUUAACUAAUGGAAUAAAUGGAACCUUAUUGAAAAGUGUUACAAUAAAAUAAUACUAUUUUUCUUACAUUAAAAAUGUGUCUUUAUACAUGAAACUGUAUAUCUGCCUUUAUAUUUCAGAAGGGUGUCCUUUUGCAAAAGGACCAUUAUAUUUUGAGGUCCUUGGCAUCAAAAAUUUAGAAAACCAUUGUCCUUGUGGACUGAAAAACCUGUGCAACCUGACUCUGUGCCAUUUAAAUUGAAAGCUCUGCCAGCUCUUGCCAGUUUUGUGUGCAAUAUACUACAGGCGGUCAGUGAAUGGUCCAAGACUAAAAAACACACAACCCAACAUAUGUUUCUGACUCUGCCACUCACAACAUAACAUAAUUGCAUGCUAUUUAGCUAACAUUUUUCAUAUAAAGAGAUUCAUAGCGCUCUAACUUCAGGAUCUUCAAGUUCUGAUGUUUGCUCAGGGAGGUAAGCAUGCUUAAAGAGCGUGACUGUGUUUCUGUUAAACUGUUUAUGGCUCAACACCUAGAACUCCACCUGAACCUUUGUGUUACAAGUACAUAUCCCAAACUAUUAAAUUACAAAUAAAUGCCAUACAGUACAACCUAACAAGGUCAGGCAAAGAGAUCACACCCUCUGACUCUAGACAUGUUUUAGGUCAAUUCUAAUAUAGUAAUGUUUUAUAUCCAAUUAGUGAUCAGAACUACUUGAUCAGCUUUGUGGUGCCCAAUCAGAAGCAACUGACUGAACUGGCCAAAAAGAAUGGGAUAGAGGGAGAGUGGGAGGAGCUUUGUAACCAUGCCAUGAUGGAGGAAGAAGUACUAAAAGUCAUCAAAG
Molecule: messenger RNA, 4190 nt
Organism: Myxocyprinus asiaticus (Chinese sucker)
Lineage: Eukaryota; Metazoa; Chordata; Actinopteri; Cypriniformes; Catostomidae
Product: long-chain-fatty-acid--CoA ligase 4-like
Exons: 14
Coding region: 156-1970 (604 amino acids)
Biological process (GO): long-chain fatty acid metabolic process; neuron differentiation; long-chain fatty-acyl-CoA metabolic process
Cellular component (GO): plasma membrane; lipid droplet; endoplasmic reticulum
Molecular function (GO): arachidonate-CoA ligase activity
Source: RefSeq, a predicted model, not a curated record